AUGUUAGUUCAUGUAUACCUUCAAAUCAACGUCGGCCAGUUCAGGCAGCUCUCCAAUGAUUUAAAAAAGUUUAUCCGCCAGAUUCGAUGCAUCCCAAACCACACGCCCUUUCGUUUCGCUAAUACGUUUGGCGAUGCCCUGUACGAUCACCGUGUCGGGGGUGAAUUCGGACCGUUCGCUGAGACGUCAGACUUCACUUCGUAUUCGAUUCCUGAGCACACAUCUUCCGAAACCAGAAAUGCAAUCCCCCCGGUGCUUUCACGCCCAUACAGAUCAUUCUUCAGUCAUGCGGCCCUUCAUUCUACAAAUAUUCUCAUUAGCCAAGGUAGAUUGUCCGGGAUAGUAGACUGGGAGUGUGCAGGAUACUUUCCCGAGUAUUGGGAGUUUACGAAAGCAAUAUUCGGAAUCAUCAACAAUGAGGCAUUGGAGAAGAUUAUGCGCAAUGCAUUCGAUGAAGACUACGGGGAUGAGCUGGAUGUGGAGCGGACGCUUUGGAGAGACUCUCCAUUUGGUAUUUAG
Aspergillus oryzae RIB40 is the source of this 519-nucleotide messenger RNA. RefSeq lists its product as uncharacterized. Lineage: Eukaryota; Fungi; Ascomycota; Eurotiomycetes; Eurotiales; Aspergillaceae. The transcript has a single exon. Bases 1 to 519 code for a protein of 172 amino acids. The record is from RefSeq and is a predicted model, not a curated record.